AUGAGCGUGUACGACGUAAUUCACCAAGUGCCGUCGGCGACCACCGGCCUAUGGAUUCCGCUCGACGAGGCGCUUGAGGCCAAGAAGCGGGCGGAUAGUCUCAAGCCUCAACGACCUGCAUAUGCAUUCACUCUAGUAAAUCGGUCCUUCCCAAGCUUGACACCCGACGACGACUACGCCUACAUCCUUCUGCACGACGAGGACUUGCUGGACGCGGUCAAGCGCCUGUUCCCCACUUUGGGAUCACUAUACCAGUCCCGUCCCGGUGUGAGUUCUUUAGGUAGCGAGCGAGUGGUGGAAGUCUCUUUUUACUGAUAGAUUUGAUCGUUCACGACCCACCAGAUUGAUGCUCGAUCGCUGUACGUGCGACGGGACCAGCUCCUUAGUCUCGAGGAAUCGUUGUCACGUGCCGAGGACGGAAGCGAAUCGUCAGUCGGGCAGACUUUGCGAGCUCUGAGAACCUUGCUCGAUCAGCAGUUCAGCCACAUGUAAGAUAUUUCGUCCUCUUUGCUCGCGUUCUACCGCGAGCAUUGCGCUUACUUAUCGCCCUAACCCGUCCUCUGCAGCGCGACCAAACUGGCCUCCUUUCCCGCCGGUACCAUCUCCUGGCGUCUCCUCUGGACACUUUUCAAAGUCGGUCAAGAAAUCGAGUCUGCUCAUGACGUCACCGGAGAAAUGGUCAGUCCCAACCGAUCGAUUCGCUUGUCCGAUGUCCGGUCGCUCACCCAGAUUCAGAUUCCUGCAAUCAGAUCGCCCUGAAGCUGGAUUCGUGGGCCUACGUGCAAGAAUCAAUGGGAAGGUGAGGCAAUGGUGGGGACCUCUGGCGUCCAGAUUCUGACUUCUUUGAUUCUGUGCAGAGUUUUCCAAUUAUCUUGUCACUUUUACCAAUGGGCUGGAACGUGUUACCACAAGAUGCCGGUGACGCGGAGAGUGAAUGAGUUCGACGUCCGUUUCUUCAUCGCGGCUCGGUGGCUUUAUGCCCGCGGGCUCAUUUCGCUAACUCGCCGAAUCAAGUCUGUCAGAAUCUUCGCGCUAUCACGUCGCUCAAGACUCUCCCCUUAUCGAACGCCUCCAAAGCGAUGCUCGCCGGUCAGCCGCUGCAGUCCCCGAUAGUUGUGGGAACUACCGCCAACCUAAAAUCCUCCUUCUCUCCUCCACAGACCGGGGCGAGCUGUACACGAAGGCUCGUCUUUGAGCUUAGAAAUCUUCUCUGCCUGGACUUCAUCUGAUCCACGAUGUCCUCUCUAAUUUUACAGCAUGUUUGCCAAUCACAUGUGGAGUAUAGCGGCUUCUUCUACACCCGUGCAUUCAGUGGAGCGUGAGUGAACCUCCACCGCUCAGCUGGGGUCCCGCGGCUCACACAUCGCACACGCCGCUCACCGUUGCUCCCCGUUCCUCAGAUCUCGGCUCUUGGGCGACGGGCAGGUUGUUAUCGAUGUCAAGAGCUUCCGCCGCGCAAAUCCUGUGCUUGAUCAGUGGGGGUGCGUCCCUUCCACAUAUUCGCGGGUUGUCGAUACCUUUGCCGCCUCAAACUGACUGUGGUAUUUCACACAGGGACGACGUCAACGACCAAGGCGGCCGGACUCAGUAUCAGCCUCGUCCCAGUGGUUCAUCGAUACCUUGCGAAUCGUUUCGCGAAGAGGAUUGCUACCUUUUGCCCCCGACACUUCAUGGCUUCUCUCUCCGAACCAAAGCAAGUGAAGAGGGUUCGAGCUCUGUCAAAUCGGUAGUUCAGAGUCGGGACGCGAGGCAACUGACUUUGCCUCCUCAUUGCAGCGAUGGGGCGAGUUUCUCAUUUCGCGUUUGACCCCGGUCCAGUGGGGCGACGCAAGCUUUUCGCAUCUCGUCAUUCCCGAGUCUUAUCGGCGAAUCAUUCGAGCACUCGUGACCGUGCACGCGAGCAACCUCAAGGAUCAGCUGAUGCAAGACGUAGUGGAAGGAAAAGGGACAGGCUUGAUUAUGGCAUUCCACGGAACGCCUGGUACAGGCAAGGUGAGUUUGACGUCAGCUUUUUGUCAUGGACGACGCUGAAGGACUUUUCAUUCCCUACACUACAGACCCUUGCCGCAGAGGCAAUUGCGGAGCACCUUCGCCGACCACUGUAUGUUGUCGGCGCUGGCGAAAUGGUAUUGACUGCGGCUGGACUCGAAAGGCAGCUCAAAGACACUCUUGAGGUUGGUCUAUAUAGUGCGCAGGGCAUUCGGUCGACCUACAGCGACAAACUAACUUUUCAAAACGGACAGCUUGCCACCUCUUGGAACGCUGUUUUGCUCAUCGAUGAGGUGUGUGUGCGGCAGCUAGAUUGAGUCCACUGAUCGGCCAACUGACGCGAUGCUCUCAGGCGGAUAUUUUCCUCACGAGACGAAGCCCCGGCAACCUGGAGCACAACGCCCUGGUGGGAGUGUUCCUACGGCGUGAGUCUUUCGCGGGGGCUUGGGAUCACUGAUUCACGGGGGCUGACGGUUGGUACUAUCUCGCUGUAACACAGAAUUGGAGUACUUUACUGGCGGUGAGCACCCCACAGGAAAGCUUGGGCUUAGGUCGACUGUCAUUUGCUGAACCGGGUGCCGCCGUCCCUGUACAGUCCUGAUCUUGACCACGAACGUCAUCGAGCAGUCAGUCCUUGUAAUAUGGCCUUUGCCUUCCCCAAACCGCCAUCCUGAUCGUUUCAGUCUCAUCUCCCCAGACUCGACGACGCCUUCAUUUCUCGCUUUGCUGUCGUGCUUCACUUCAAGACCCUCGACUCUGGGUCUCGUCGUAUUCUAUGGGAGCGUGUAAGCUGGUCCUCCGCGGGAGCAUGCGCACCACUUUGCAAGUCACUGACCAAUCACUGAAUUGUCCUGUGCAUACCCCACGCAGUUCUUGGCCAAGGCCGAGGCGAGCCCCAAUGAAUUCAACUUGGACCGCCUGUCGUCGUUUGAGAUGAACGGGCGCGACAUCAAACAUGCCGUGAGGAUGGCACAAGCGGUGGCUUUGGUCGAGAAGGAAAGAUUGUGCACAUCUCAUUUGGAAGAGGUUAUUGCUGUGGCAAAGUCGGGCUUUGAGCCUUUGCGCAACUGA
Messenger RNA from Microbotryum saponariae, 3060 nucleotides. NCBI's taxonomy places the organism in Eukaryota, Fungi, Basidiomycota, Microbotryomycetes, Microbotryales, Microbotryaceae. The record is from the annotation of a GenBank genome assembly.